Vombatus ursinus (common wombat) is the source of this 2125-nucleotide messenger RNA. It is a transcript of the gene DYRK1B, whose product is annotated as dual specificity tyrosine phosphorylation regulated kinase 1B. Gene Ontology annotation, molecular function: ATP binding; transcription coactivator activity; protein serine/threonine/tyrosine kinase activity. The record is from RefSeq and is a predicted model, not a curated record. The transcript is spliced from 10 exons. The coding region runs from base 176 to 2038 and encodes 620 amino acids. Gene Ontology annotation, cellular component: nucleus. NCBI's taxonomy places the organism in Eukaryota, Metazoa, Chordata, Mammalia, Diprotodontia, Vombatidae. Gene Ontology annotation, biological process: protein autophosphorylation; peptidyl-threonine phosphorylation; peptidyl-serine phosphorylation.
GCCUGACCCCCUCCCUUCCUCAGUUGCCUCGUCCCCCACAGCCCAUCUCCUCUGCUCCCUCCCUCUAGGUCCCGGCGGUGCGGGUGGCAGCAGCUGUGGUGCAGGAUGCGAGGAGUCGCCCCCCAGCCGGGCUCCUGCUCCGGGCCUUGCUUCCCUUCGGUCCUCUGAGCCGGACAUGGCCGCCCCUCCCAGCCAUGGUCCUUUCUCCGGCUUCCCAGCCCCCCAGGAGCAUCCACAGGUGGUGCCAGAUGUCAGGCUGCUACAGCGACGGCUCCCGCUGGCGUUUCGGGAUGCCACCUCUGCCCCGCUUAGAAAGCUCUCUGUGGACCUUAUCAAGACGUACAAGCACAUUAAUGAGGUGUACUACGCCAAGAAGAAGCGUCGGGCCCAGCAGGGACCCCCAGAGGACGCGAGCACAAAGAAAGAGAGAAAGGUUCUGAACCACGGCUAUGAUGAUGACAACCAUGACUAUAUUGUGCGAAGUGGGGAGCGGUGGCUGGAGCGCUAUGAGAUCGACUCGCUUAUUGGGAAGGGCUCCUUCGGACAGGUGGUGAAGGCCUAUGACCACCAGGCCCAGGAGCUUGUGGCCAUCAAGAUCAUUAAGAACAAGAAGGCAUUUCUGAACCAGGCACAGAUCGAGCUGCGGCUGCUUGAGCUGAUGAACCAGCACGAUACGGAGAUGAAGUACUACAUCGUGCACUUGAAACGACACUUCAUGUUCCGGAACCACCUGUGCCUGGUCUUCGAGCUCCUCUCCUACAAUCUGUAUGACCUUCUGCGCAACACCCACUUCCGGGGCGUCUCGCUGAACCUGACCCGGAAGCUGGCCCAGCAGCUCUGCACGGCCCUGCUCUUCCUGGCCACCCCUGAGCUCAGCAUCAUCCACUGCGACCUCAAGCCCGAGAACAUCCUGCUGUGCAACCCCAAGCGCAGCGCCAUCAAAAUCGUCGACUUCGGCAGCUCCUGUCAGCUGGGCCAGCGGAUCUAUCAGUACAUCCAAAGCCGCUUCUACCGCUCCCCUGAGGUGCUUCUGGGGACGCCGUACGAUCUGGCCAUCGACAUGUGGUCUCUGGGCUGCAUCCUUGUGGAGAUGCACACAGGAGAGCCCCUCUUCAGCGGUUCUAACGAGGUGGACCAGAUGAACAGGAUCGUGGAAGUGCUGGGACUGCCCCCAGCUCCCAUGCUGGAACAGGCCCCCAAAGCUAGGAAGUACUUUGACCGGUUGCCUGGAGGGGGCUGGACCCUCCGGAGGAGCAAAGACCUCAGGAAGGAGUACCAGGGCCCCGGCACACGGCGGCUGCAGGAGGUGCUGGGUGUGCAGACGGGCGGCCCCGGGGGCCGGCGGGCAGGCGAGCCGGGCCACAGCACAGCCGACUACCUCCGCUUCCAGGACCUGGUGCUGCGCAUGCUGGAGUAUGAGCCGGCCGCCCGGAUCAGCCCCCUGGGGGCCCUGCAGCAUGGUUUCUUCCGUCGAACUGCCGAUGAGGCGACCAACACGGGGCCCUCGGGGAGCAGCACCUCCACCUCACCUUCUCCAGCCCCUGACGCCUCCCACUCCUCCAGCGCGGCCAGCUCCGUCUCCAGCUCUGGUGGCUCAAGUGGAUCAUCCAAUGACAACCGGAGCUACCGCUACAGCAACCGGUACUGUGGGGGCCCGGGGCCUCCAGUGACGGACUGCGAGAUGCACAGCCCCCAGGUCCCACCUUCCCAGCCGCUGCGCCCUUGGGCAGGGGGAGAUGUGGCCCACAAGCCUCCCCCAGGCCCGGCCCCAGCCUCCUCUUCCUCCUCCUUCCAUGGGGCCGGUGGCCGGCCUCCGGCCCAGGCUGGCUCUUCUUUAUCCUCCUCACCGCCUCCCCCUGAGCUGAUGGACGUGAGCCUUGGAGGUGGACCCCUGCUGCCUCUGCCUGCCCCACAGGACUGUGCCCCACUCCGCCCUGCUCCCCCUCUCCAGCACCCGGCCACUUCGGCCUUCCGGACUCGGACCACAGGGGGGGGGCGGCCCCAGGGGCGGGGGCCGGCCGCCGAUCCCCCCACCUGAGGACCCAGCCCUAGGCCCCCGCCUGGGCCUUUGUGGUGUCCCCCAGAGUACGGCCGCCAGCUCGUGAUCCCCUGCCCCCCUGGGGCC